UUUAAUCUAUUUGCUGCAUAAACAGAAGGGGAAACCAGCGGGACAGAUUUUUGAAGGGGGAAGAAAACCAUCCCCCAAACCAGACCCAAUUUGGGAGUUUCGUCAGAGGUCCCACAUGCAGCGCUGUCGAUAUUGACUUGUACAAGUAGCCACUAAAAACAAAAGUUCCACCAAGUAAGAAGAGUGAUGACCAUCCUUUUCCUUACUAUGGUUAUUUCAUACUUCAGUUGCAUGAAAGCUGCCCCUAUGAAAGAAGCAAGUGUCAGAGGACUAGGCAGCUUGGCUUACCCAGGUCUUCGGACCCAUGGGACUCUGGAGAGCCUAAGUGGGCCCAACACUGGUUCAAGAGGACUGACAUCAUUGGCAGACACUUUUGAACAUGUCAUAGAGGAGCUUCUAGAUGAGGAACAGGACGUCCAGCCCAGUGAGGAAAACAAGGAUGCCGACUUGUACACAUCUCGGGUUAUGCUAAGCAGUCAAGUGCCUUUGGAGCCCCCAUUGCUCUUUCUGCUUGAGGAGUACAAAAAUUACUUGGAUGCUGCAAAUAUGUCCAUGAGGGUCCGGCGCCACUCUGACCCUGCUCGCCGAGGGGAGCUGAGCGUGUGUGACAGUACUAGUGAGUGGGUAACAGCAGCAGAGAAAAAGACUGCAGUGGACAUGUCUGGUGCAACGGUUACGGUCCUGGAAAAAGUCCCAGUACCCAAAGGCCAACUGAAGCAAUACUUCUAUGAGACCAAAUGCAAUCCCAAAGGUUACACAAAAGAGGGUUGCAGGGGCAUAGACAAGAGGCACUGGAAUUCCCAGUGCCGAACUACCCAGUCUUAUGUGCGAGCUCUCACCAUGGAUAACAAAAAGAGAGUUGGCUGGCGGUUUAUAAGAAUAGACACUUCCUGUGUAUGUACAUUGACCAUUAAAAGGGGAAGAUAGUGGAUUCGUGUUGUAUAGAUUAUAUUGAGACAAAAUUAUCUAUUUGUAUAUAUACAUAACAGGGUAAAUUAUUCAGUAAAAUAAUAAUUUUAUGGACUGCAUGUAUAACUGAAGUUUAUACAGUACAGUGGUUCCACAAUCUAUUUAUUGAACAUAUCCAUGACCUGAAGGGGAACAAACGUCAUUUGCGCACAACUAAAACAAAUAAGUCUCUGCAUUACAUUCCUCGAUAACAUUGUGGUUUGUUGCCGUUGCCAAGAAUUGAAAACGUAAAAAGUUUAAAAAAAUAAUAAAAUUGCAUGCCGCUUCAAUUGUGAAUUGAUGAUAAACUGUCCUCUUUCAGAAAAAAAAUUUGAACCAAAACAUUCCGUUUACAUUUUAGACAGUAAGUAUCUUUAUUCCUGUUAGUAUUAUAUCUGUUUACUGCUUUUAACUUCUGAUAGCGUUGGAAUUAAAACAAUGUCAAGGUGCUGUUGUCAUAGUUUUACUGUUUUAUUUUUUUACUUUUAAAUUCCCUCGAGGCUGGAAAAGGAAAAAAAAUCAUUAUGAUAUAUGUUCUGGAUAAAACAGAUUUGGGUUUUUUUUGUAUGUUGUGAAGGUGUUUGCGAUAUUGAAUCAG
Mauremys mutica (yellowpond turtle) is the source of this 1546-nucleotide messenger RNA. RefSeq names its product brain derived neurotrophic factor (gene BDNF). Bases 187 to 927 code for a protein of 246 amino acids. Gene Ontology annotation, biological process: negative regulation of neuron apoptotic process; regulation of neuron differentiation; positive regulation of peptidyl-serine phosphorylation. Gene Ontology annotation, molecular function: growth factor activity; nerve growth factor receptor binding. The transcript is spliced from 2 exons. The record is from RefSeq and is a predicted model, not a curated record. NCBI's taxonomy places the organism in Eukaryota, Metazoa, Chordata, Testudines, Geoemydidae.